AUGGGGUCCUGGGUCAACGGAACAGCCGGCAGCAUGGGGUCUUGGGUCUACAGAACAACCGGCAGCAUAUGGGCCGGGGGCCAGGACACACUCUGGGCGGCCUCGACUUUCUGCAGCGGCGCUUUCUACGCCGUCGGCUCGAAGAUGGGCUGGGUCUCGCCCACAGUCCUGCCGCCGUUAGACGACGGGCAGUGCGCCGGGGCCGCGCCGAUCCGGAGCGAGCCGUUUCUGCACGUCAACGGCAUGGUCAUGGCCCAUCGACAAGCAGAGCCCCACACACACGAACUGCAGCUGUUUCGCGCCGGCUCCGACUCCAACUCCAGGCCCGGCAGCGGUGGCGGCGGCUCCACGUCUCAGGAUCAGCAAGACCAACCAAUACGCCUCCUAGGCGGGCUGGCCGUCAAGCCGCCACCCGAAAUGUUUAAUGCCACUACUGGCCCGCAACUCAACGCCAUCGCGGCAGACAAUGGCGACACGGCCGACGGGACCGUGGUGGACCUCGAGGCCUGGUUCUUUAAGCCGACCAGAUUGAAUAAGAGCGCCGGAGAUGGACUCCGACUCGGCGCCGUGGCACGGAGCGGCGGCGGCCUCGACACCGAAUCCGAGAAACACAAAGGACGUCGCGCCAAGGAGAAGAAGGGAAAGGACAAGAAACCUGCUGCGUCAUCUUCUUUGUCCUCACACAUUCGCAACAGCACGGUCUCCACUUUUCCCAGCGGCAGCAGCAGCAGCAGGUUUGGCAUUAGCUCCCGCUUCGUCCUCGCCCUCCUCGCCCCCCCGAGCCCGAGUCCGGAUGUGGCCUUUGCACACCUCUUCCAGCGCCAGGCGCUCGUGCCGCUCGCCAUCGUAGCAUCGGGCGCGACCAACUGGCACUCCAGCGCUAUCUCCUCGGCGACUGGCUGGGCCUGGACCUACAGCAGAGACGCGCUGGAACGGGUUCUCGAGGCUCUCAUCAGGCCGCUGCACAGCGAAGUGGUGGUGCCGCUGGACACGGACAUGGUCUAUCUCCGGGACCCUGAAGCCGUCAACAGGCUUUUGGACGCGGCCAAGGGGCUCGCCGCGCUGUUUGCCAUGGCGGACGAGGACGAGAUGCAGCAGCAGCAGCAGCAGUCUCCGCGGCCCCCAGCGGCGGCAGUGGCAGUAGCAUCUUCUCCGGGAAAGGGCGGCCGCGCCGAAACCCUACCUAACGAUCACGACGACGGCCUAGCGCUGGCUCGCAACGCUAGCCUCGCGAUACCGGUCCUGCACGUGCUGUCCACGUGGCUGGAGCUGUCGCAGGAGCGGCUCAGAAAGUCGGGCGCAGCAGCAGGACACGUCGAGGCUCUGCACAAGGGGCUGGGCCUGAUAGCAACGCUGGCCGGCGAGCUCCUGCGGCCCGGGUGGGAGCAGUGGCGCACUCUCAACCGGCCCGCUGGCGGCGACGAUGAUGAUGAUGACGGUGACGACGAUGACGAUGAUGACGAUGACAACGACUAG
This is a messenger RNA of Lasiosphaeria miniovina, 1476 nucleotides long. RefSeq lists its product as uncharacterized. The transcript has 6 exons. The coding region runs from base 1 to 1476 and encodes 491 amino acids. Lineage: Eukaryota; Fungi; Ascomycota; Sordariomycetes; Sordariales; Lasiosphaeriaceae. The record is from RefSeq and is a predicted model, not a curated record.